AGCACAUUCAAGUCAAGACAACAAUAAAGGAGUUAUCAGCAGCAUUCCCGAAAUUAUGGCGGGCAACAAUCCUACUCAAAUUUUUGCUGAUGAUGUGGUGGAGGAAAAGGGAGAGAAUGCUCGUCUCUCUGCUUUUGUUGGUGCUAUUGCUGUGGGAGACUUGGUGAAGUCGACGCUGGGUCCGAAGGGAAUGGACAAAAUAUUGCAAUCUGCGUCGACUGGAGAAAUUCUGGUCACCAACGACGGAGCUACCAUCCUGAAAUCAAUCGCACUAGACAAUGCCGCCGCCAAGGUCCUGGUCAAUAUUUCCAAAGUACAAGACGACGAAGUCGGCGAUGGAACUACAUCUGUCGCAGUGCUCGCAGCCGAGUUGCUCAGACAAGCCGAAAUCCUCGUGGACAAAAAGAUUCACCCACAGACCAUCAUAGACGGUUACCGGAUAGCCAGCAAAGCCGCGCUCGCUGCCCUCGAAAAAUCAGCUGUUGACCGCAGUAACGAUCCCAUUGCUUUCCGCAAAGAUUUGCAUGCCAUCGCUCGCACGACGCUGAGUUCAAAGGUUCUUGCUCAGGACCGUGAGCACUUUGCUACCCUCGCUUGCGACGCCGUGCUUCGAUUAAAGGGGUCUACUGAUCUCAGUCAUAUCCAAAUUAUCAAGAAGGCUGGCGGAAAGCUCUCAGAGUCUUAUUUGGAUGAAGGUUUUAUUCUUGAUAAGAAGUUUGGUGUGAACCAGCCCAAGCGCUUGGAGAAUGCAAAGAUUUUGGUCGCGAAUACCGCUAUGGAUACGGAUAAGAUUAAGAUUUUUGGUGCACGAGUGAAGGUCGACAGCACCGGCAAACUUGCUGAAUUAGAGAAGGCCGAGCGGGAAAAGAUGCGCCAGAAGGUCGAGAAGAUCAAGUCACAUGGCAUCAAUUGCUUUGUCAACCGGCAACUUAUCUAUAACUGGCCAGAGCAGCUUUUCAGUGAAGCCGGAAUUGCCAGCAUUGAACACGCAGACUUUGAUGGUGUCGAGCGACUAGCACUUGUCACCGGAGCAGAGAUUGCUUCAACGUUCGACAACCCCGAACAGGUUCAGCUCGGUCAUGCCGACUUAGUUGAGGAGGUCAUCAUCGGUGAAGAUUCAUUGCUCCGCUUUUCCGGAGUUGCCAAGGGCGAAGCUUGCACUAUCGUUUUGCGAGGUUCGACUGAACAACUCCUUGAUGAAGCCGAGCGUUCUCUCCACGAUGCUCUUGCCGUUCUUUCUCAGACCGUCAAGGAGCCCAAGGUCACUCUCGGAGGUGGCUGUGCCGAGAUGACUAUGAGUUUGGCUGUUGAGCAAGCCGCUCAGAACACAACAGGAAAGAAACAACUCGCUGUUGACGCCUUUGCCCUCGCACUCCGCCAACUCCCCACAAUCCUUGCCGACAACGCCGGUCUCGACAGCUCAGAUCUCGUCGCCCGACUCCGACAAGCCAUCAGCAAAGGCAUGGCAAGCUCCGGCCUGGAUCUUUUCGAGAAUAAGAUUAGCAACAUGGCCGAACUCGGCGUUGUGGAGGCAUACAAGCUCAAGAGAGCCGUUGUUAGCUCUGCUUCUGAAGCUGCGGAAUUGUUAUUGCGUGUGGAUAACAUUAUUCGUGCUGCUCCUCGGAAGCGUGAGCGUAUGUAAAAUGGAGAAGUGAGGGGAAUAUUUUGAUAGACCGAUAUUAGAGACGAGGUCAAGGAAAAAGUUGUAUGAAAUGAGAUGAUUGUUUAUUGCAUGAGAUCUUUUGUACAAUGCAGAAAUGGUAGUAAUAUAUACUAAUUGCAGUUAAACACAUGCC
Messenger RNA from Talaromyces stipitatus ATCC 10500, 1796 nucleotides. RefSeq names its product t-complex protein 1, beta subunit, putative. Gene Ontology annotation, biological process: protein folding. The transcript is spliced from 8 exons. NCBI's taxonomy places the organism in Eukaryota, Fungi, Ascomycota, Eurotiomycetes, Eurotiales, Trichocomaceae. Gene Ontology annotation, cellular component: chaperonin-containing T-complex; cytosol. The coding region runs from base 56 to 1642 and encodes 528 amino acids. Gene Ontology annotation, molecular function: ATP-dependent protein folding chaperone; ATP binding; ATP hydrolysis activity. The record is from RefSeq and is a predicted model, not a curated record.